AUGGCGUAUGUGCACCGGUUUGCUGGGAAGCUAUUACAGCGUACUGGAAGGCGACCGAGAAGCGACGAGGGCGAUAUCCGCCGUGAAGAUCUGCAGAACGCAGAGGAGUGUCUCUGGCGGAUUGCUCAAUCAGAUGGUUACGCGGAUGAAGUGGCUACGAUGAAUCGCAACGUACGAUUAGCACCAGAGAACCGAAAGGCUCUAAGUCGAAGUAGUUCGAUAGCAACGUUGCCUCCGAUGCUGGACGAUCGCGGUUUGCUGCGCGUUGAUGGUCGUAUUUCCGCGGCAGACUAUGUUCAGUACGAUACGAAGUUUCCGAUAAUCUUGCCCAAAUGUCAUCCGAUCACCAACUUGCUGCUGAACUGGUAUCAUCGAAAGUUUCGUCACGGCAACAAUGAAACGGUAGCGAACGAAAUACGUCAGAAGCUCUCCAUUCCAAGCUUGAGAGCACGAAUUCGGUCACUGGAAAAGAGCUGUCAGUGGUGUCGAGUGUACAAAGCAACUCCUGCAAUUCCGAAGAUGAGCCCGGUUCCUUGGUUUCGUACCACUCCUUUCAUUCGACCCUUCACCUUUGUAGGUAUCGACUACUUUGGGCCAUAUCUAGUAAAGAUCGGUCGUAGUAGCGUUAAACGCUGGGUAGCGAUCUUCACGUGUCUGACCGUCCGAGCCAUACAUCUGGAGGUAGUACACAGUCUAACAACCGACUCGUGUAAGAAAGCAGUUCGGCGAUUCAUCGCUCGCAGAGGAGCACCGAAAGAGGUGUACACAGACAACGGCACGAAUUUCAUAGGCGCCAGCAGAGAGCUCGACGAGGAGUUGAGGGAAAUCAACUUAGCCUACGGACACAGAUACUCAGUGGCGGUUCAACCCACCAUCGGCUCCGCAUAUGGGUGGAUGCUGGAAGCGAAUGGUGCGUUCGGUAAAGACGGCGCUAGGAGUGCUGCCUACGUCGCUGGAGUUCGCCAGUUAGUCAAACCACCGACGGAUGAGAAGGAAGCGUUGAAGAAUAGUUGGAAACUGAUACAAGAAAAGCUGGAUUCGUUCUGGAGACGUUGGAUUACCGAAUACUUGCCGAUCUUAACUCGGCGGUGCAAAUGGUUCCACGAUGUACCACCCAUCAAAGAAGGAGCUUUGGUGAUGAUAGUCGAUGGAAAAGUACGGAACCUUUGGACUCGUGGUCGAAUUAGUAGAAUCUACCCUGGGAAGGACGGAGUUGCGCGUCGCGCAGAUGUGGAAACGGCGACCGGCAUGCUGAAAGUUGGUGGUAAUGAAAUCGAAGUGGUCGAUGUGUUCGUGUAUCUGGGCUCACUGGUAACUACCGACAAGGAUACUAGCGAAGAAAUUCAACGGCAACGGCGAUCGAGUAGAAUUCGUCGCCGCACCAAGUUAGCCAUCUACAAGUCGCUGAUCGAUAGUCCUCAACGGGCAUGA
Messenger RNA from Wyeomyia smithii (pitcher-plant mosquito), 1431 nucleotides. RefSeq lists its product as uncharacterized. Gene Ontology annotation, molecular function: nucleic acid binding. The transcript has 3 exons. The record is from RefSeq and is a predicted model, not a curated record. The coding region runs from base 1 to 1431 and encodes 476 amino acids. Lineage: Eukaryota; Metazoa; Arthropoda; Insecta; Diptera; Culicidae.